CUUUAGGGACAUUUGAAGAGACUUCUUCUAGUUAGGGAGUACACUAUCUAUUUGUUAGUUUCAUAGGUUACUUUCAGUGAACAAGCUAGUGAGCAUAUAUGCAAUUGAGUUCUCCAUUCUCUCUAUAUAUAUAUUUAGCCCCCUUUGCUCACUAGUUGUAAACUGCAAAAAUGACCAAGAACAAUAUUCUUAUUCAUAUGUUAUUUUGCAGGGCAAGUGAGGCUUCUGAUAUGAGUCUCAUAGUCUGAGUCCUUAGCUGAUCUAUCAACAAAAGAUACUAGAUGAAGCCAUAUUUAGUUUGUGCAACUGUUCUUUUUCUGUCAUUCCUUUGCCACUCUAUAGCUGAUCUCAGUUCGGACAAACAAGCCCUUCUUGACUUCAUUUCAGUUGUUCCUCAUGGCCGAAAAGUUAACUGGGAUUCUACUACGCCAGUCUGCAAUACUUGGGUUGGCAUCACCUGUACCUUGAAUGGCACACGUGUGCUUGCUGUUCGACUCCCUGGUGUUGGUCUCUAUGGUCAAAUUCCAUCAAACACUCUUGGCAAGCUGGAUGCUCUCAUGGUCCUUAGCCUUCGCUCUAACCUCCUUAGUGGGAGUCUUCCAUCUGAUAUUUUCUCCCUUCCAUCCUUACGCUACAUAUACCUUCACAACAACAAUCUUACAGGUAGUAUUCCCUCUUCUCUGCCUCCCAACCUCACCGUACUAGAUUUGUCUUCCAACUCUCUCACUGGCAGCAUUCCAGCCACUAUCCAAAAUUUAACGCAUCUCAACGGGCUGAACCUUCAAAACAAUUACCUCAGUGGACCUGUUCCUGACAUAAACAUUCCAAAGCUGAAGUCUUUGAAUUUAAGCUACAACCACCUUAAUGGUUCAAUUCCUCCUCCCCUUGAAAGGUUCCCCACUUCUUCCUUUGAAGGAAACUUGAUGUUAUGUGGGGCGCCACUAAAACAGUGUGCUUCAGUCACUCCAUCACCUUCUCCAUCCCCCAACCGUCAACCACCAGGCUCAAUAGUCCCAUCCGAACCAGAGAAAGGAUCUAAGAUGAAACUAAGUGUCGGGGCUAUCAUUGCCAUUGCAUGUGGUGGUUUUGCAGUGUUGUUUCUCUCAGUUCUAAUAGUGGUGCUGUGCUGUUUGAAGAGGAAAAACAGCAAAGGCGGUGCUAUAGUUAAAACAAAAGGUGGAAGGAGUGAGCCGCCAAAGGAGGACUUUGGAAGUGGGGUGCAAGAGGCUGAGAAGAACAAACUGGUUUUCUUUGAAGGCAGUUCUUAUAAUUUUGAUCUUGAGGAUUUACUAAGAGCUUCGGCUGAAGUGCUUGGAAAGGGGAGUUAUGGGACUACUUACAAGGCCAUCCUAGAGGAGGGGACAACAGUGGUUGUAAAAAGAAUGAAAGAAGUGGUUGUGGGGAAAAGGGAAUUUGAACAGCUAAUGGAGAAUGCCGGGAAAAUUAGUCGGCACUCAAAUGUUGUGCCCCUUCGUGCUUAUUACUACUCCAAAGAUGAAAAGCUCCUGGUUUAUGACUACAUUGCAGCUGGUAGCUUUGCUGCAUUAUUGCAUGGACACAGGGAAAGUGGACAUAAUGGACCGGAUUGGGAAACCAGACUUAAGAUUGCCCUUGGAAGUGCAAAAGGCCUUGCUCAUAUCCACUCGUCUGGUGGAGGGAAAUUCAUCCAUGGAAACAUCAAGUCCUCCAACAUCCUUAUCACACAAGACCUUAAUGGUUGUAUCUCAGACUUUGGCUUAACACCUCUCAUGAACUUUGCAACUAUACCUUCCAGAAGUGUAGGCUAUCGAGCUCCUGAGGUGAUUGAAGCUCGAAAAUCAUUCCAAAAGUCCGACGUUUAUAGUUUUGGUGUGCUGCUCCUGGAGAUGCUCACAGGCAAAGCACCAGUGCAGUCACCAGGGCGUGAUGAUGUUGUGGAUCUUCCGAGGUGGGUACAGUCUGUUGUUCGAGAGGAAUGGACAGCAGAGGUGUUUGAUGUAGAGCUAAUGAGAUUCCAAAAUAUUGAAGAAGAGUUGGUACAGAUGCUUCAAAUAGCAAUGGCAUGUGUGCAAAAUGUACCAGACUUGAGGCCUACUAUGGAGGAAGUUGUUAAGAUGAUCGAGGAUAUCAGGCCACCGGAUUCUGAGAACCGGCCAUCAUCAGACGAUAACAAGUCCAAGAGCUCAAAUACUCAGACUCCAUGAUUCUCGCAUCAAUAUUCUGAAACUUCUUUCCCUAGAAGCUCCAGCCUGCAUGAGCCAAGCAAUUCAUGAAUCCUUUUCUAACUGUCAUAUAUGCCGCAUUUGUGAUUCUUUGUAGAGCCCUACUGUAAAGGUUCAUAGCGUCUGUUUUUCUUUUUCUAGUGUGAAUUCGUGAUUAGCAUGACAGAGAAGUUUUUAAAC
Fragaria vesca subsp. vesca is the source of this 2381-nucleotide messenger RNA. Its product is annotated as probable inactive receptor kinase At5g58300-like. The record is from RefSeq and is a predicted model, not a curated record. Gene Ontology annotation, molecular function: protein kinase activity; protein binding; ATP binding. The coding region runs from base 282 to 2183 and encodes 633 amino acids. Gene Ontology annotation, biological process: protein phosphorylation. NCBI's taxonomy places the organism in Eukaryota, Viridiplantae, Streptophyta, Magnoliopsida, Rosales, Rosaceae. The transcript has 2 exons.